UGUUACUGCUCAUUUUAAAUCUCUGUUUAAUAACUUGAACUGCAAGUUUGUUGUUAAUUCUGGGGGAUCGCCAAAGUUGGUUUUGCCUAAAAAGGGUAGAGAAGGGGUUUGUGGCAGGAAAUGGCGUUGCGGUGACUCAGACCAGAUGGAGGAGGAACAACAGACGGGACACUACAAACUGCUCCUACCUUCGUCGCCAGGAGUCUACACGCUGCCCCCACCUUCGUCGCCAGGAGUCUACACGCUGCCCCCACCUUCGUCGCCAGGAGACUACAUGCUGCUCCCACCUUUGUCGCCAGGAGACUACACACUGCUCCCACCUCCACUGCUUCCACCACCAGGAAGAGAGCAGCAGAAGCGCCACGACAAGGGCGCCACGACAAGCCAUCCUGUGACAACCAUAGACAUAGUUGAAUGAGAUAUGAGUCAUCCUGUGACUUUUUCUUAUAUUAUACUCAUCAAUUUUGAUAUUAGUUUUUUUUUUUCUUCACAUACUUGUUGGAUGACAUCUGCAAAGAAGCGAUCAAGAUAUUUUCUUCCUUAGGAUCUUUGAAAAAAUACCAUUCAAAAAUCAAAUUUAUCUUUAUUAUAAUAUAUGUGUUUUUGAAAAAGGAAAAUGUGUGUACUUUUACUGAAAUAAUUUUGUCUGCAUUAAGUGUGGUUGUUUGCAAAAUAAGUUACUUUUUUAUAAACCAUUUUCACACUUCCAUUGUAUAGUGGAAGUUGUUAUUUUAAGCUUGUCAUAGAGACUUAUUCCCUAACAGAAGAGUCAGGAAAAUUCAAACUAUAACCCAUAGAAGACCGAUUUAACCAAAAGCAUUAUAAUAAAUAAAAAUAUGGUAACCAUUGUAUCCUGGAUAAUCCUGCAGUUGAAGUUGGUUUGUUAUCUUUGAGCUUAAGUGCAGCUAUAGAGAAGGUAAUACAAUUGAAAGGUGAGGUCAGAAUUCUGAAUGGAGUCAUAUCUGGGAUGUUAAGACUCACCUAUGAGAAAUCAACCACAAUCAAUCACAAUUUCAGAUUUGUCAAAAGGCUUCCUGUGUACAGAUGUUACCAAGGUAUAGAACACUACAGCAGAAUUAAAGUCAUGUGUUUUUGUGUGUUUA
This is a messenger RNA of Polyodon spathula (Mississippi paddlefish), 1103 nucleotides long. Its product is annotated as formin-2-like. The record is from RefSeq and is a predicted model, not a curated record. The transcript is spliced from 2 exons. NCBI's taxonomy places the organism in Eukaryota, Metazoa, Chordata, Actinopteri, Acipenseriformes, Polyodontidae. Bases 146 to 418 code for a protein of 90 amino acids.